Messenger RNA from Penicillium angulare, 540 nucleotides. RefSeq names its product putative peptidyl-prolyl cis-trans isomerase (gene cyp3). The transcript is spliced from 4 exons. Gene Ontology annotation, biological process: protein peptidyl-prolyl isomerization; protein folding. Lineage: Eukaryota; Fungi; Ascomycota; Eurotiomycetes; Eurotiales; Aspergillaceae. The record is from RefSeq and is a predicted model, not a curated record. Gene Ontology annotation, molecular function: peptidyl-prolyl cis-trans isomerase activity. Gene Ontology annotation, cellular component: intracellular membrane-bounded organelle. Bases 1 to 540 code for a protein of 179 amino acids.
AUGGUCGAAUCAGCUGCACCUGGCCCAGCCAACCCUGUAGUAUUCUUUGAUGUGGCUCUUGCAGGCGAACCUUUGGGACGUGUAAAAAUGGAGCUCUUCGCCAAUGUGACUCCGCGCACCGCAGAGAAUUUCCGACAGUUCUGUACAGGAGAGAGCAAGAACCCCAAGGGACAGCCUCAAGGCUAUAAAGGGAGCAAAUUUCACCGUGUUAUCAAAGACUUUAUGAUUCAAGGCGGAGACUUUGUCAACGGAGACGGCACAGGAUCCUGCACUAUCUAUGGCACGACCAAGUUCGCAGAUGAAAACUUUGCUUUAACUCAUGAUCGCGAAGGUCUCUUGAGUCUGGCGAACUCGGGUCCGAACACCAAUGGUUGCCAGUUUUUUAUCACAACAACGGCGACACCCUUUUUGAACAAUAAGCAUGUUGUGUUCGGACAGGUGAUCGACGGUAUGGACAUUGUUCAUAUGAUUGAACACACUCGCACUACCAGAGACAAGCCAAACCAGGAUGUCACGAUCGUCCAAUGUGGAGAAAUGUAG